AUGUCACAAUUUUCAGAAGCAGAUUUCGGUGCUAAUGGUUAUUCUUCAGCUAGACCAGAUUAUCCAGAGACUUUUUAUAAAUUUUUAUCUAAUUAUCAUUCAGGUUCUAAUUCACAAUUAGUUGAUGUUGGUUGUGGUCCUGGUACAGCUACGUUUCAGUUAGUUAAAUGGUUAUUUAAUUUUUCGAGAUUCAUUGGAACAGAUCUUUCUCCGCCGAUGAUCAAUAGAGCUAACGAGUUAGCCGCCAGAGUAACAGGUAAUUCUAACAAUCAAAACAAUUCAUUAGUUGGGAAAAUUACAUUCCAUGUUGCUGCCUGUACAGAUUUUUCAUUCCUUGAAAACAAGUCAUGUGAUAUGAUUACAGCAGCGGAAUGUGCUCAUUGGUUCGAUUUCGACGCUUUCCAAUUAGAAGCAUCAAAGAAUUUAUCAUCCGGCGGUACUAUUGCUAUUUGGGGUUACAUUGAUUCGGUGUUAGAACAAUAUCCCGACACGGAUUCUCUUAUGCUAGAUUUACAAUAUGGUGAAAAUAAAUUAGGUCCAUACUGGGAACAACCGGGACGUAGUAUUCUACGUGGGUUAUUACAAGACAGACAUUUAAACCCCGAACUUUAUGAACGAAUUGAAGAAUCCCAUGUAAUGGCACGCGAUCAACCUUCGGCGGCAACAAACGAUUUCCCAUUACUGAUCACUAAAGAAAUGCCCCUGAGCGGCUAUCUUGCCUAUUUAAAGACCUGUAGUGCAUAUCAUGCAUGGCAAAAGGAUCCAAAAAAUCAAGGCUCACCAGAUCCAUGUGAUGAAUUAAUUACUACAAUUCAAGCAAUGCACCCGGAGUUAAAGGAUCUCAAUUAUAAAGUCCGAGUCACGUGGAGUUCAUUCUAUAAGGUGGGUACUCGUCGUGCAUAG
Molecule: messenger RNA, 903 nt
Organism: Maudiozyma saulgeensis
Lineage: Eukaryota; Fungi; Ascomycota; Saccharomycetes; Saccharomycetales; Saccharomycetaceae
Source: the annotation of a GenBank genome assembly